CGGAGUUUGAAAAGGAACCAACGCGCUUCGGCCCAAAAUCAGAAUUUCUUUUGCCGUGAGAAAUUGGUUGUGUGGCGUGAGAGCGUGUGAAAACAUGCAACAGCGUGUGUCACACGCGAAACCGUGAGAGUUGGUAGCUCUGGCACCAUAUAUUUAUAUUUAAGUGUGACAUUAAAGAUUGACAACGUCCUACACUGCAGUAUUUCCAGAUGUAACGUUACUUGGUUUUGUGGGUGUUUUGAACGUCUGUUACUCUUCCAGUCAUCCAGCAUUUUAGCUCAUUUUAGCUAGCGUUAGCUACCUGGCUGUCGCCAGUCACGGUUGCUAGGCAACACAAUAACAGUCGGGAAACCUACUAUGACCCACCUCUGAUUGGUUAAUACUCGUGACAUUUGGUUGGUUGGGAUUGUUUGAGUUUUCGGUAUGAGGAGUGUAAUUGGUCCGAGCACAAGCUAAACUAAUCAGAAGACAGUAAGGCGGGUCAUCACUUUCGCCAUCGCAGCGUGGAAACAUUUCGCCGGGAAAGCAUGACGGACAACAAGCAAAGUGGAGGUCCGUGCCUGUUAGUUGACGGUACAGAGGCCAUCGUGCCAGACGUCCACAAGAAGAUUAAAGCAGCUUUUAAAUUGUUCGACUAUGAGUCUAACAACAAAGUGGAUGUCAGGGAGCUCGGCACCAUCAUCUAUUCCCUGGGUUGCUUCCCCACUCAGGCAGACCUACAUGACAUCAUCGCUGAGGUGGAGGAGGACCACACAGGGUACAUCCCUUUGGACAAGUUCCUCCCAGCCAUGACCAAAGUGCUGCUGGAGCACAAGUUUCCUCCCAUCCCCGAGGACCUGCUGCUUCAGGCCUUUGAGGUUCUGGACAAAGAAAAGAAAGAGUACCUGGAGCCCGAGGAGCUGACCAAGCACAUGACAGAGGAAGGUGAGCUCUUCACGCAGGAGGAGAUGGAGGAGAUGCUGACAGCACUCGCCGACCACGAGGACAACCAUGUCUAUUACAAAGACUUAAUUAGCCAGUUGACCAUUGACCCUGACCUGUAGUGUGUGUGUGUGUGUGUGUGUGUGCACUUCUGCGUGUUUAAAUGUCGGCUUGUAGUUCCAAUAUGGUUCAAUAAAUAAAUGUUCAUAUCUCGAACCUCACCUUUUAUAAAUGUGCUCAAACUGGCAGAUUAAGAACAAAUUAUCAAUGCAGGAGAGGUCAAAUGUUUAGGUCAAAUGUUUAGGUCAAAUAUUCAGUAGUUCCACGCUACCGUCUAUUGACAAAGUUUUGCUAUUUCCAUUUGGCAUGGCAGAGAUGUUGUAAGAUGUAUCUUCACAAUUUAGGACCUUCUGAUAACAACUACACAACCUGUGGUGUGGAGUCUGGACAUGCUGAUUAAGACAAUAGCUUUAAAUAAAAAAAUUAACAACCUCA
Pseudoliparis swirei is the source of this 1416-nucleotide messenger RNA. RefSeq names its product EF-hand calcium binding domain 2 (gene drc8). Gene Ontology annotation, molecular function: calcium ion binding. Lineage: Eukaryota; Metazoa; Chordata; Actinopteri; Perciformes; Liparidae. The transcript is spliced from 7 exons. The record is from RefSeq and is a predicted model, not a curated record. Bases 528 to 1043 code for a protein of 171 amino acids.